Messenger RNA from Brettanomyces nanus, 7305 nucleotides. RefSeq lists its product as uncharacterized. The coding region runs from base 1 to 7305 and encodes 2434 amino acids. Lineage: Eukaryota; Fungi; Ascomycota; Pichiomycetes; Pichiales; Pichiaceae. Gene Ontology annotation, molecular function: U2 snRNA binding; pre-mRNA intronic binding; U5 snRNA binding. The transcript has a single exon. Gene Ontology annotation, biological process: spliceosomal tri-snRNP complex assembly; mRNA splicing, via spliceosome. Gene Ontology annotation, cellular component: catalytic step 2 spliceosome; U5 snRNP. The record is from RefSeq and is a predicted model, not a curated record.
AUGCCUCCGAAACAUCAUGCAGCACCUCCGCCAGGACUAGGAAAUAAACGUUCAAGGCGAACCGCCGGCGGUACCAACGGUGCCAACGGCGGUCAUCGGGCACCGCCUCCUCCUCCUCCUCCUCCAUCACGGAGUCAUAUUAGUCGCGGAGCUCUUGGACCGCAAUUGCGGCCGCCACCUCCGCCCCCACCAGGACUUCGAUCGCGAACACGAUCGCGCCAUUCUAUGGCGGAUGAGUCUUUGCAGCGGCGGAAGCGGCAAUGGCUUCAACUUCAAAAAAAGCGCUUUGUCAGCUCCAGCUCUAAAGGCUUUAGGGGCUCCAAGGGCUCUCACGGGGGCAUCUCUCAUCUCCGUAUGGAGAUGCCACCAGAACACCUUCGAAAAAUCAUCAACGAUCAAGCGGAUCUUUCUUCGCGCCGUUUCACACAGGAAAAGCGGGCCGUUUUAGGAGCACUCAAAUAUCUUCCGCACGCCAUUCUAAAACUUCUUGAAAACAUGCCACCACCAUGGGAAGCGGCCCGUGAAGUGCGUGUCGCGUAUCAUAUAGCGGGGGCUAUCACGUUUGUGGACGAAUCUCCGCGUGUCAUUUCCCCAGUUUACGAGGCUCAAUGGGCUACCGCCUGGCUUCAGAUGCGUCGCGAAAAGAGGGACCGCCGCCAUUUUAAACGUAUGAGAUUCCCGCCAUUUGACGACGAGGAACCGUUCAUCGAUUAUUCUGCUUAUAUAGAGGAUUUAGAUCCACCAGAACCUAUUCGCAUGGAUUUGGAUUCUAUUGAAGAUGCCGCCGUUGCCGAAUGGCUUUAUGACAAUCGACCACUCGCCGACGACCCUCGCAAACUCGUCAAUGGACCAUCCUACCGCCGCUGGAACUUGCCUCUUUCUGCCGCGUCCGCCUUGUACAGACUUUCUACGCCGCUACAGAUUGCCGACACUAAUUUUCCGCAGUAUCUUUUUGAUCGCGAAUCAUUAUUCACCGCUAAGGCUUUAAAUAUUGCACUACCUGGAGGGCCGAAGUUCGAGCCGCUUAACAAAGACCUCGCUCCUGAAGACGAGGACUUCAGUGAGUUCAACUCCUUGGACAGAAUCAUCUACCGCGGGCCGCUACGUUCUGAGUACAGAGUAGCGUUUCCUUAUCUAUAUAACUCGAUGGUACGUGGCGUUUGCACUUCCUGGUAUAGUUUUCCAACAGAAAUGUAUAUGAGAAGUGAUGAUCCCGACACUCCAGUGUUUUACUACGACAGGCGGUUGUCGGAGAUUCGCGCCGUCAAAAAGCGUGAAAAAGCAGGAGCGGAGACACCUGCGGAAAUUGAAGGAUUUCCGCCAUUUUUGGACGAAGAACCGUUGAUUCCACGGUACAGGAUCUCUGAUACCGAUGCCAAUACCGAUGCGGCCGCUGCAAUUGCCGCUUUCGAUCUCUGGUCCGCACCACCUCCCUUCGAUCGCCGUAGCGGAACCACACGUAGAGCCCAAGACGUUGCGCUGGUCAAGCCUUGGUACCUUCAUCGCGCGGCUCGAAAUUCCCCCGUCAAGGUGCGAAUCUCCGCGCAAAAACUCCUCAAGACGGUGGUUGCCAACGAUCUUCACAGGGCGCCGCCUGCGGAAUCCGCCGCCGUGCUUAUCCGCUCACUUCGCGGCACAAAAUACUUUCAGGAAACCACAAUUGAUUGGACCGAGGCGGGAAUCCAGGUUUGCCGACAGGGCUACAACAUGCUCAACCUCCUGAUCCAUCGCCGCGGUCUCACCUAUCUUCAUCUUGAUUAUAAUUUCAACCUUAAACCGACAAAGACACUUACCACCAAGGAAAGGAAGCGAUCCCGCUUUGGUAAUGCUUUCCAUCUCAUUCGCGAGAUUCUUCGUCUUACAAAGCUCAUCGUCGACGCGCAUCUUCAGUAUCGACUCGGCAACGUGGACGCGUAUCAAUUGGCGGACGGCAUCUACUAUGCACUCAAUCACGUCGGACAGCUAACGGGAAUCUACCGCUACAAAUACAAAGUUAUGCAUCAGAUCCGCGCAUGUAAAGAUCUCAAACACGUCGUUUACCAGCGGUUCAACGCCGCCGUCGGAAAGGGUCCUGGCUGCGGAUUCUGGCAGCCGGCGUGGCGGACAUGGCUAUUUUUUUUGCGGGGAAUCAUCCCGCUUCUCGAACGAUGGUUGGGAAAUUUGCUUUCGCGACAGUUCGAGGGCCGCCAGGCUAAGGAGGUGGCCAAAACAGUCACCAAACAACGAGUCGAUUCUUACUACGAUUUGGAGCUCCGUGCAGCCGUUCUGCGGGAUAUCCUUGACAUGAUCCCCCCCGGUGUGCGGGAGAGCAAAUCAAAAACAGUUCUUCAACACCUCAGUGAGGCCUGGAGGUGCUGGAAGGCAAAUAUUCCUUGGCAAGUUCCAGGAAUGCCCAAACCGGUGGCGGAUAUCAUCGAGCGGUACGUCAAGGCAAAGGCGGACGGCUGGAUCUCUGUCGCUCAUUAUAACCGCGAGAGGAUACGGCGGGGAGCGACGGUUGACAAGGCGGUGGCCAAGAAAAACUUGGGCCGUCUUACGCGGCUAUGGAUCAAAAACGAGCAGGAGCGGCAAAUGGGAUACCAGAAGGAUGGACCUUAUGUGUCUCCCGACGAGGCUGUAGGUGUGUACAAGACUAUGGUGUGGUGGUUGUCGGAACGACGGUUUGUUCCAAUCCCCUUUCCGCCCGUCAAUUACAAGCACGACACCAAGAUUCUUGUUCUCGCGCUCGAGAAUCUUAAGUCGCGCUAUGCCGCCAAGUCGCGGCUCAACUCCACCGAGAGAUCGGAGCUCGCGCUCAUCGAACAAGCGUACGACAACCCGCACGAGUUUCUAGCCAACAUCAAAAAGACGAUGCUUACUCAGCGUAACUUCAAGCCGUUGACUCUACAGAUGGCGGAUAACUAUAGCCAGAUCAUCCCGACCUAUGACGUAGAACCGCUAGAGAAGAUAGUGGAUGCCUACAUUGACCAAUAUCUCUGGUACGAGGCGGACAAGCGGGGGCUUUUCCCGAACUGGGUGAAGCCCGCCGAUUCGGAGAUCCCGCCGCUUUUAGUCUAUAAAUGGUGUCAGGGAAUUAACAAUGUGGCGGACGUCUGGGAUGUCGGUGACGACCAGCGAAAUGUGAUGAUAGAGUUGAAUUUGGGCAAGCUAGCGGAGAAAGUCGACCUUACCUUACUCAACCAGAUGCUCCGACUCAUUGUAGACUCUAAUAUCGCCGACUAUAUCACCGCCAAGAACAACGUCGGUCUGACUUACAAGGACAUGACGCAUGUCAACCAGUACGGCUUAGUCCGCGGUCUACAGUUUUCUUCUUUUGUUCUGCAAUACUACGGAUUGGCUAUGGACCUGCUGCUCUUGGGUCCCGAAAGAGCCGCCGACUUGGCGGGAGAACCUGAGCGGCCCAACGAGUUCAUGGAAUUCGCGUCGGAAGCGGUUCAGAAGAAAUCGCCGAUUCGCUGUUAUUCGCGAAACCUUAACGUGGUGCACAUUUUCUUCCGCUUUUCCAGGCGGCAGGCAGCGGACCUUGUCCAGGAUUAUUUGAAUGCCAAUCCCGACCCGAACUUUGCCUCAAUAGUCGGCUACAACAACCGCCGAUGCUGGCCGCGAGACCAGAGGAUGAAGCUAAUGCGGGCCGACGUACAUUUAGGCAGGGCAGUCUUUUGGGAGAUGCAAGGCCGUGUGCCACUUUCUUUGGCGGACAUCCGCUGGGAAGAUGCGCUCGCUUCGGUUUAUUCCAGAGAGAAUUCAAAUGUCUUGUUCAAAAUGUCAGACUUUGAUGUGCGGGUGCAGCCCGUGGCCGCAAGUUCCGGAGGAGCUUCUAGUAGUGUUUCUGCCUCCGGCAAUUCCGCUGGUGCCGAAAGUACCUGGGAUCUCACCGACGAAUCCUCGAAAGAAAUCACCGCUAACGCACAUCUCCAGGUCUCCGCCGAGGCCAUCGCCGCUUUCGAUUACAAUAUCCGCCAUAUCCUCAUGAGCGCGGGCUCCGCCACGUUUACCAAAAUCGCAUCCCGAUGGAAUACGGCUCUUCUCUCACUUUUUGUCUACUUCCGAGAAGCCAUUGUGGGAACUCCCCAGCUUCUUGAGGUGUUGGUGAGAUGCGAAACAAAGAUCCAGACUCAUGUGAAACUUGGUCUCAAUUCCAAGAUGCCGUCGCGGUUCCCGCCCGCGGUGUUUUACACGCCGAAAGAACUUGGCGGCCUUGGCAUGCUUAGCGCAUCCCACAUUCUUAUCCCAGCGUCCGACUUGCGGUGGUCACGGCAGACAGAUACGGGAAUCACACACUUUCGCGCGGGCAUGACACACGACGACGACCGCCUCAUCCCAACGAUAUUCCGUUACAUCACCACCUGGGAAAACGAGUUCUUGGAUUCUCAGCGGGUGUGGACCGAAUUUGCUCAGAAGCGCGCCGACGCGGAAAAAUCGCGGCGCCGCCUCACGUUUGAGGAUUUGGAAGAAAGCUGGAAUCGCGGAUUGCCGCGAAUCAGUACUCUAUUUCAGAAAGACCGUCAGACUUUGGCGGUGGAUAAGGGAUACAGAGUAAGAAAGCAAUUUAAGCGGUAUCAAGAGGCGUACAGCAAUGCGUUCUGGUGGUUGUCGGACCGUCACGACGGAAAGUUAUGGAACUUGAAUGCUUAUCGUACCGACGUAAUUCAAGCGCUUGGCGGCAUCGAAACUAUCUUGGAGCAUACACUUUUCAAGGGAACCGGGUUCUCGUCUUGGGAAGGGCUUUUCUGGGAAAAGGCUUCGGGUUUCGAAGAUACUAUGAAGUUUAAGAAGCUCACCAAUGCACAGCGGUCCGGAUUAUCGCAGAUUCCAAAUCGGCGCUUCACUUUAUGGUGGUCGCCGACGAUCAAUCGGGCAAACGUUUACGUCGGCUUUUUGGUCCAAUUGGAUUUGACUGAAGUAUUUCUCCAUGGAAAAAUCCCGACGCUCAAGAUUUCGCUCAUCCAGAUUUUCCGCGCGCAUUUGUGGCAGAAGAUCCACGAGUCUUUGGUGGUGGAUCUUUGUCAGGUCUUGGACAGUAAUUUGGAUGAUUUGCAGGCCGAUGCCGUGGAGAAGUUACCUAUUCAUCCGCGGAAGUCGUACAAGAUGAAUGCUUCGACGGCAGACAUUUUGUUGACGGCAGCCUCUCGAUGGACGUGUGGCCGCCCAUCGUUGUUGUUUGACGCGGAAACGUCUGCAGGAACUGGCCGGAUCGCGUCGUCCACCGCGUCUUCCACCGCGUUUUGGUUCGACGUUCAGCUGCGUUACGGGGAUUACGAUUCCCACGACAUUUCGCGGUACGCGCGGGCAAAAUUCCUUGACUACACCUCCGACAAUACCAGCGUGUAUCCAUCCACCACCGGCGCCCUUAUAGCGGUCGACUUGGCGUACAACAUGUAUGAUGCAUAUGGAACCUGGUUCCCAGGUCUCAAACCGCUUAUUCAAAAAGCGAUGCAAACAAUCAUGAAGGCCAAUCCCGCUUUAUAUGUGCUCCGCGAGCGGAUCAGAAAGGGACUUCAAUUGUACCAGGCGCAGCCGCAGGAAGCGUUUCUUAGUUCCAGAAAUUAUGCGGAGCUAUUUAGCUCCGACAACAAGCUGAUUGUUGAUGACAGCAACGUUUAUCGGGUAGUUUCGCACUCGACAUUUGAAGGAAAUACAGCGGUUAAAGUUCUUAACGGAGCUUUGUUCAUGAUGAAUCCGAAAACGGGGCAGUUGUUCUUAAAGGUGAUUCACAGCUCUGUUUUCCAGGGUCAGAAACGGCGGACCCAGUUGUCUAAAUGGAAGGCCGCCGAAGAAGUUGCCGCUCUCGUUCGUUCGUUGCCCCGCGAAGAACAACCCCGCCAAAUUAUUAUUACGCGCAAGGGCCUGUCGGACCCUUUGGAGGUUCAUUUACUAGAUUUUCCAAGCAUUUCGAUCCGGCCAACGGAGUUACAUAUGCCAUUUAAUGCAGCCUUGAAGAUUGAUAAGCUUCAGGAAAUCGUAAGUAUGGCCAAGGAGCCGCAGAUGGUACUUUUCAACGUCUAUGAUGACUGGAUGAAAACGUGUUCAUCGUUCACCGCCUUCAACCGACUUGUUUUACUCAUGCGCGGCCUACAGGUAAACGUCGACAAAACAAAAUUAAUUUUGCGGGCCGACAGUUCUAUCCACACCGCCGCCCAUCACUUGUGGCCCACACUAUCAGAUGAGCAGUGGCGAUUGAUAGAGUCCCAGUUGGCGGACAUGAUUCUUAGCGACUAUUCGAAGAAGUACUCCGUGAAUAUCAACUCACUUACCGAUAACGAGAUCAGGGAUAUUAUAUUGGGUCAGGAUAUUAAUGCUCCUUCGGCGCGCAGACAGCAGAUAGCCGAAAUCGAAGGUGCGAACACGGGCGACGCGGCCUCUUCAGCCACUGCCGCUGCCACCGCGGCCACCGCGGUGAAAACCGUAACCACCAAUGUUCACGGUGAACAGAUCGUUACUGUUACUACCAAUGCGCAAGAAACUCAGCAAUUCACUUCACGGGCAGAUUGGAGAGCCAGAGCAUUAGCCACGGGAACCCUUCAUCGGAGGGCCCAGAAGGUUUACGUGGAAAGCGGCGAUCUCGCCGACGUGGACGCCUUUGCCUAUGUGAUGCCGAAGAACUUGCUCGCGAAAUUUAUAGCGUGCUCCGACACCCGCACCCAGGUCGGUGGAUAUCUCUAUGGAGUGUCUCCGCCUGAUAACGGCCAGGUGAAGGAGGUGCGGUGCAUUGCGAUGGUUCCUCAGGUGGGCGACAUUCACCGGGUGGAAUUUCCUUUGCAGCAAAUUCAGUCGAAGUUGUUAGCGGGACUGGAACCACUUGGAUGGGUGCACACUGUGCCGACGGGGACCGAGGUAGGCUUGGAAUUGAUGGGUACCGUGGCGGCAUCUGCUGCUACUGCCCCCCAGGCCUCCUCAGCGGACCAAGUGGCCCAAGUUUUCCCGGUGGCCCUCGCGGUAGAAUUUACCCCCGGCUCUGUUACCAUCGCCGCAAACACCGCCACAACGCAGGGAAUUCAAUGGGCCCAAGCAAACGCCGCUUCUUCGGGCAGCUCAAUUGCCCCAGAAGGUUAUCAGGACUCGUUCGUUAAGAAAUCCCCUCUUAUUCUUACUGACAACUUCAAGGGCUUCUUCCUGGUGCCGGAAAUGGAUGUUUGGAAUUACUCAUUUGUGGCGAAUGCAUGGUCACGUGACAUGAAAUAUGGUCUCAAGUUGGAUAAUCCUUUACCGUUUUAUCACGAAUUGCACAGACCUAUUCAUUUCGAUGCUUUCAAUCAGAUAGAAGGUGGUCAACUUGAGGCGGACCAAGAGGAUGUGUUAGCAUAA